Messenger RNA from Cladophialophora psammophila CBS 110553, 2709 nucleotides. RefSeq lists its product as uncharacterized. Bases 1 to 2709 code for a protein of 902 amino acids. Gene Ontology annotation, biological process: mRNA processing; primary miRNA processing. Lineage: Eukaryota; Fungi; Ascomycota; Eurotiomycetes; Chaetothyriales; Herpotrichiellaceae. Gene Ontology annotation, cellular component: nuclear body. The transcript has 2 exons. The record is from RefSeq and is a predicted model, not a curated record.
AUGUUCCCAUCCAAUUCAUGGCUCACAAUUAGCCCAGGAGGCAACGAUCGACGUCGGCCUGAUCCACGCAACCGUUCACGCUCCCCGGUAGCUAUUGAUCGUUACCAACCAGACCGAGAUAGGGACCGGGACCGAGAUCGAGUCUCGCGCGAUAACUUGAGGGAGGGCACUAGACCUGGUGCAAGAGAUACGAGAGAUACGAGAGACGCAAGAGAACGGGAUGAUCGCAGAAGAGCACCUUCGCCCACUGCUGCAAAUAUCGAUCGAUAUGUUCCAGGUCAAGAAUCCAGCAAGCCUGUUGUCAAGGUCAAUCCUCUCGCCAACCCCCUAGCUCUGGACACGCAGGCGGGUUUCAGCUUUUUCGCAGAUUGGUGGCGGUUUGAACAACAAGUCAAAGAAGAGAAAGAACGAGCUAAGCAUGGUGGCAGACGUCCUUCAGAUCGUGUCAAGGGUGAACGCGAAGCCAAAGAAGACCGCGAGAAGGAGCGGGCACAAAUUCAGCAGGCCUAUGACCUAUACAAACAGGAGUUUCAGGUGAAGAUGGCGAGGCAAUUUGUUCAGCAGCACAAGGGUGAAGAAUGGUUCAAAGAACGAUACGUUCCAGAAGUGCGAGACCCGAUUCGGAAGCGUCUGAUGGAGUCCCGAGAACCAAGUUUCGACCAAUGGGUCAAAGACUUGGAAACUGGAGUCUUCGAUGACUUUACUCUUGAAGGAAUCUACAAGAACGAUAGCGAUGGGGCCGGUGGAAUGGUGGAGAAAGAAGAAGGUGAAGCUGUUGGUGGUGGUGAAGUCUUAGGCGUGUUGGACCUUGUCCCUGCCAAAGGCGGUGAUCUGAAAGAUGAAUCUGUUCAACAGCCCGCUUUGCUCAUCAAGACGCUUGCACCUAACGUCGGCCGUGACCGCAUUGAGGAGUUCUGCAAAGAACAUCUGGGGGAGGAGGCGGGGGGAUUCAAGGGCUUAUCAUUGAGCGACCCCAAUCCGGCAAAGAAAUUCCAUCGUAUCGGCUGGAUCAUGUUGAAUCCUGCUCCGGAAGAAGACGGCGAUGUUAUGCAGGACAUUGAGCGGGGUGAUGGCCGGGAAGAAGAUGGUGAAGAGGGCGAAGAGAAGCCUCAGCCGGAGAAAAUCACCCCGGCUCAAAAAGCUCUUGAUCUCAUCAACGGCAAGACCAUCACUGAUCCAGUGAGAGGCGACUUUACCUGCCAUGUUGGCAUCCACAACGCACCAAGUGCACCACGGAAAAAGGCUCUUUGGGAUCUGUUCUCUGCGCCAGAACGGAUCGAGCGAGAUCACGAACUUGCGAGACGACUUGUCGCUAAGCUCGACGCCGAACUAGGCAAGGAUGAGCAUUCUGGGGCUUUGACGAGGAUUGAUGCUCGAGCGGAGCAAAUGAGAAAUCAGGGUCUUUUACAGCCUCCGCCGAAACCCAAAAAGCCAAACUUCGAAGACAACGAUGACGAGAUUAAGUUUGAAGAGGAAGGCGAAGAAGGUGAAGAGGACGAAGAUGAACAGGAUGACGAAGAGUUGCUGGUCAUCAAAAAGAAGCUUGAUCUGAUGGUUGAGUAUCUCCGCCGAGUCUUCAACUUCUGCCUGUUUUGCGUCUUCGAAUCCGAUUCCGUUCACGAAUUGGUCCGAAAGUGCCCUGGUGGCCAUCUUCGGAGACCGCGGGCUGGUUUGAGCUCGGCAGCCAAGGCUGCGGCCAGAGCGAGCGCACUCGGCGAGCCAUUCCCGGGCAAGAAGAAAGACGGCCGAAGUGAGAAUGGCAUAGAUGAUGAGCCGCUUAGCCCUGUCCAAGAGAGGCGCACUCAGAAGUUCAACAAAAACGAUCAGCAGCUCCUUCGGGCGUUCAACUGGGUUAAGACUUUUGAGGAGAAGGUCCUGCAAAUUCUAGAACCCGAGUAUGUGGAUUUGAAGAAGAUUGGAGGCAAGCCUGUCGAGGAAGCAUUAGAUGAAGAGCUGGCGAAGUUUGUCAAGCAAGAGGACGAGGCCAAAUUCCGGUGUCGGGUGCCCGAAUGCACGAAGCUGUUCAAAGCCGAGCAUUUCUGGCGGAAACACGUGGAGAAGCGACACGAAGAGUGGUAUCUGGCUCUCAAGAAAGAUCUUCAACUUGUCAACACAUACGUUCUAGACCCUUCGCAUAUCGCACCGUCGCGGUCCGAUGCCAACUCCAAUGGCCAUUUCCCUCUCCCUCAAAACCAUCAUCUAAACAAUGGCACUCCUCGUGGUUUCAGCCUCCAAAACAUAGGGAUGAACAUGAUGAAUUUCGGACAGAAUGCGAUGAUGAAUAUGCAGAAUGUUCAUGGUCCACUCGUGCCUGGGGUCAACUUCAGCACGGAAGGUAUGAAUGGAAGCGGAGGACAUACCGGUGGCCCCAUUCGACGUGGCGGAGGCAGAUACGGCAAUCGGCCUGGACCAUAUGAUCGAAAUCAACGAGGCAGUCAACGUGGGUACAACAACAUGGGGGGCAUGUUGCGAGGCAACCUUGUCCCCGGUCUCACUCCCGGAUUCAUUGCCCAGGGUGGAGGUGGAGGUGGUGGCAAAUGGGGAGAUGGUGCAGGUGGUGGCAUGAACGCUAUGGGACCAAGAGAGGCGACUCAAGGCAGAAGCAUCAAGAGCUACGAGGAUCUUGAUGCUCAACCCAACAGUAGCGGAGGCAAUGUUGGCGCAGCUGCGGCGGCGCAGGCUGGUGACGGUGCAGAGCUGGACUACUAG